This is a messenger RNA of Heterotrigona itama, 2649 nucleotides long. Lineage: Eukaryota; Metazoa; Arthropoda; Insecta; Hymenoptera; Apidae. The record is from the annotation of a GenBank genome assembly.
AUGAGUUUAGGUUCCAAUUUGUAUAUGAUAUUCGUUAUUGUCGAGUUCUUGUCACACAUUCCUGCAGAGAAUAUUUUUUCUUCUUUGUCGUAAAGUGUAGUUUAAUUAUAGCACGACCAUACACCCACAUAGUGAAAAUGGACAGUGACGAUUAGUCGUGAAACACUUGUUCUCGUUAUGCUAUAUUGCAUAUACAUAUAAUAUUAUUCUUUUAAUUACUACUUUAUUAUAGUUACUGCUUUAAAUAACUGGGAAUAUGGAGAUCUUCUUGAUAAUUUUUUCAUUUAAAAUUUCACAAUCUCGAGAGAAUUAAGUUAAAUUUUCAAAUUAGAAUUAUGCGUAUAUACUGUAACGACUAUAAUGUAUGUAUUGUCCAAUUAUAAAAAUGGAAUGAUAAAAAGAUAUUUAAUUUUUUUCAUACAUUAAUAAAAUAUAAUAUUUUACUUAGAGUUAAGUUACAAAGAAAGAACCAAUUAGUUUUCAGUGUUCGUAAUUUCAAAGAUCAUGGGAAAACAAGUCAACAGAAGAAGUUGAUUAUUGUUUUAUGCAAGAUCUCAAAGUAUAAGCGUAAAAAUAAAAGGUGUGGCGAACACAUGUUGGACUACUGAUAAACAAGAUAUGGAUGAGAGAGGACAAUAUAGAGAUGGAACUCAGACGGUCUCCGCACAUGAAGAGUAUUUUGAGACAAAGUAUUAUCUUAUUGGAUCAGCUUCUGGUGGUGAAAUCGAGAUACAAAGUGGGGAGCAUAAAUUUCCGUUUCAAUGUGUUCUACCUAUAAAUUUACCCAGCAGUUUCGAAUCUGAUUUUGGACAUGUUCGGUAUACAGUUAAAGCAACUUUGGAUCGUCCUUGGAAGUUCGAUCAAGAAGUAAAGAGUCCCUUCACAGUGGUAUCACCUCUUGAUCUUAAUCAAGAACCAAGGGCCUUGGAAAAAGUGCAAGAAGAAAUGAGCAAAACAUUUUGCUGUUUAUGUUGCGGUACGCCACCAUUAACUGUUAAUUAUUCGUUACCGGUGAAAGGAUAUGUAUCAGGCCAAUCAAUGCCAAUAAAAGUGAAUGUUGAAAAUUUGUCAGGAGUUAUUGUGGAUACUAUAAAAUUACUUCUGUGUAAGAUUGUAACUUUUCGGGCCACUACACCGACCACUGAUACCAAAACAGAAGAAAUUGUAAUAGCGGAAGUUAGCAAAGGACCUGUUGAAGGAGGCGGAACUGCAGAUUAUGAACAGAAUCUCGAUAUUCCUCCGCUACCUCCAUCGAAUUUGACGAAUUGUGGAAUUAUUGAUUUGGAAUAUAAUCUUAAAGUCAUAGCUUGUGUCUCAGGAUGGUAUCAUCGGAAUUUAUCGCAAAACACUCUUAUAUUCGUGGGUACGAUACCAUUGAUAAAUUAUCAAACUCCGACUGCUCCUCCGGCCGAAGGCUAUCCAAAAUCUUCAGAAAUUGGAUGGAAUUCCUCAGGAAUUCCAAUUUCAAGUUCUGACGGAUCUCCGCCAUCGAAUUUAUAUCCUAAUUUGCCUCCUCCAUCAUAUGAAGAAUCAACCAAUGGUGCUAGAAGUCUGUGGGAACGUGGUGAAUCCGAGCAUAUUUUUGGUCUGUCGAAUCGUUUCGCACCUAAAUAUCCGGUUUUCAAUUUUGCGCCGAUUCAAUGAACAAGAAAACAAAAUAAUUUGAUGCUCUGCAAUUUGACACUUUGCAAUAAUUGAAAAAUGGAAGUCACAUAUGUAUUUUAUAUAACAGUUUGUAAAGCACAUUUCAGGAACUUAGAAAUCGAAAUUAGAAACUUACAACUGUGUGUGUUAUUUGAGCUAGUCCAAAUUGCUAGAUUAUUUAAGCGUGCCUUGCUUAAAUUAUUUUUUAAACAGAAAAUAUAAUUAAUCAAAGAAUAAAAAUAUCGAUAUAAUUUAAUUUAUGUAAUUUUACAUCAAAGAUAUUUUAAUUAAGAUGUGGAUCAAUCAUGUACUAUUAAUCAGAUUUUGAAUUAGUUUGAAGAUUUCUAGAACAAAUAUUUCUAGAACAAGAAGUAUGAUUUGAUUAAUUAAGACGCACAAUUAGAAAAUACUCAAAAUGUAAAUGAUCAAAAUUUGCUACUUAUCGUGAUAAAGAGAAUAGUUUCUUAAAAAUAUUUAAUAUAUGCAUAUUUUCUAUAAAAUUUUUUGUAGCUAUAAUUUAAAGCAAUAUUAAGUAUUGCUUAAACUGCCGAUAUUAAAAUAUUCAGCUGGAAAAUUUGUUUGACUCAUUUUUAUAUGGAUAUGGUUAUACACUGUUGAUAUAUUGUCGAUAAUGAAGAUACAAAUCAGCAAAUUUGUAUUUGUAUCUAUAUUGUUUUUAAUAAAACUUAUUUUUUUCAUACAUCCUCUUUUCAUAUAUUUAAAAUGUUUAAAUCAUUUAAUAUGUAUUACUAAAUCAUAUUAUUUUUCAUGCACGGACGAAAUAUAUACAUAAAUAUAGAGUUACAAUUAGUAAGAUUUGACUUUAUAUGCUACAUUAAGUGAACGAUAUAAUAUUACUUACUCAUUGUGUAUUCAAAAUCUAUAUAAAUAAGUAAAACACGAUUGAUGUACAAUUGCUGGUUAUACAGAAAUUUAUUUUUGUUCUAUUCUAAAUUAAAUACAAUUGUCGUUUUCAAUUAAUCUGAGAUUAAUUUAUUACUCGAG